This is a messenger RNA of Lindgomyces ingoldianus, 2724 nucleotides long. RefSeq names its product ankyrin. Gene Ontology annotation, molecular function: protein binding. The record is from RefSeq and is a predicted model, not a curated record. NCBI's taxonomy places the organism in Eukaryota, Fungi, Ascomycota, Dothideomycetes, Pleosporales, Lindgomycetaceae. Bases 164 to 2485 code for a protein of 773 amino acids. The transcript is spliced from 4 exons.
GCGCUGACUUGCUCCCAGUUGUGGCUGGAGGUUGCGGACCUGAGGCACUCAGCAGGACGACGGGCUCGCCUCUUAUCGAUAUCACUUCACACAAUGUCUCCAUCCUCUCUUCCCCUGCUCUUCUAAAUGCAUCCGCCACCAUCCGUCUCCACGCUCUCCCAACAUGGAUCCGCUUAGUCUUACAGCCAGCAUCAUCGCUGUUCUCCAGCUCUCGACCAAGGUCCUUGAGUAUUUGAACGACGUCAAAGACGCCUCGAAAGAUCGAACACAGUGCGCUCUCGAAACCUCGAAUCUUUACAAUCUACUUUUUAACCUAAGGGCUCAAGUGGAAGAGGGAGAUGCAACAAAGGAAUGGUAUACCGCUCUUCGAGCACUUGCAGUCGAGAAUGGGCCGCUUGACCAGUUCAAGGAAGCGCUAGAGACGCUGCAGGCUAGGAUGACAGAUGGAGGUCGACUAAAGAAGGCUGGAGAUAUUCUCAUGUGGAAGUUCAAGAAAGAGGAGAUGGUUAGCAUAUUAGGUCGAAUCGAGCGUUUGAAGACGCUGGUUGAGAUAGCGUUACAGAGGGACCACUUUAAACUCUCCCGAGCGAUAAAGACCGACACUGAAGCCAUCAAAUCCGACCUCGACUCCGUUCGGACACGCGGAGACAACGCGGAGCACCGCAGGCUUCUACAAUGGAUAUCAUCUACAGACUACCCCGCCCAACAAUCCGACAUUAUAAAGCGCAGACAGGAGGGAACAGGCCAGUGGUUUCUAGCCGCGCCUCAAGUGGCCAGGUGGCUCAGCGAACCCCAGGCAACACUCUUUUGCUCGGGGAUCCCGGGAGCUGGAAAAACUAUAUUAGCAGCCAUCGCGAUUGACCAUCUGUUCGACCAUCUGUUGAAAUCAAUGCAGAGCAGCUCACAUGGAGUUGCUUAUGUGUACUGCAACUACAAGGCUCGGGAGGAGCAGGAUACUUCUCAGAUGCUGGCAGCUAUCCUCAAGCAGCUGGUGCAGGCCCGCCCGUCGCUAGUAGGGCCCGUGGAACUGUUGCACAAACAGCAUGCUGACAGAGGAACCAGGCCAUCGCCUGAUGAGGUCUUUAGCGCACUCCGAGAUGUGCUUGCACGUUACUCUACUGUCUAUAUUGUGAUCGAUGCUCUGGAUGAAUGUCAGGACAGCGACGGCACGCGGCGCCAGUUUCUGACCAAACUGCGUGAUCUCCAAGUGGGACGGGACGUUCGCCUAAUGGCCACCUCCCGUUUCAUCCCAGAGAUUGUGGACUGGUUUAACCAAGCGCUGAAGCUGGAGGUGCAGGCGAGCAAAGAAGAUGUGAAGCGAUUCGUGGCUGGCCAGAUAUGCCGACUCCCAAAGUGUAUUCAGCGCAACUCUGCGCUACAAGAGAUUGUCCAGGAAAAGAUCGUGGAGGCAGUAGACGGCAUGUUUCUUCUUGCUCGCCUCCACACUGAUUCCCUGCUGGAUAAGAGAACAGUGAAGGACGUAAAGUCAACGCUAGCUAAGCUCUCUAAAGGCUCAGCCGCACUCGACCAUGCAUACAAGGAAGCUAUCCAGCGCAUAGAAGGCCAGUUAAGCGGAGAUUACGAACUAGCCAAAAAAGUACUGUCGUGGAUCACGUAUGCGAAAAGACCGCUUACCACGACGGAGAUGUGCUGUGCUCUGGCAGUAGAGCCGGACGAGGCGGAUCUCGAUACCGAGAACAUACCUGAUGUUGAGGACCUAUUGUCCGUCUGUGCUGGACUGGUUGUUGUUGAUCAAGAAAGCGCUGUCAUCCGUCUUGUGCAUUACACCACCCAAGAAUACUUCGACCGUAUUCGAGAUGCAUGGGAUCCUGGCGCUCAAUUAUACAUUGCCUCCACAUGCCUCACCUACUUAUCACUUAGCAUAUUUAAAACUGGGAGCUGCUCCUCUAACCAAGAGUUUGAAGAGAGGCUUCAAGAAAGCCAGUUCUUAGACUAUGCUGCCAAGCACUGGGGAGAGCAUGCAGUAACAGUGGAAGAUCAGAUAUGUGAGCUAGCUUGCUCAUUUCUUUCCCACAAAGAAUUGGUUUCUUGCGCUGCGCAGGUACUCUCACGUCCAAAAUACACGUAUCAGGGGUAUAGCCAGGCAUACCCUAAGGACAGCACGGGAUUACAUCUUACAGCACGAUUCGGAUUACCAAUUGUAUUAGAGGCACUGCUCCUAAACCAAGUAAGGGAGACAGCACUCGUAUUGGAAAGAAGAGAUAGCUAUGGCCAGACCCUCCUAUAUCUUGCGGCAGGACAUGGACAUCAAAGAAUGGUGAAGCUGCUGCUCGACAAGGGCGCCGACGUCAACGCGCAGGGUGGAAGGUACGGCAACGCUCUCCACGCGGCUUCAGUACGAGGCCACGAGACGAUAGUGAAGCUGCUGCUCGAAGCAGGCGCUGACGUCAACGCGCAGAGUGGAAGGUACGGCAACGACAACGCACUCCAGGCGGCUUCAUACGAAGGUCACGAGACGAUAUGAAGCUGCUGCUCGAAGCAGGCGCCGACGUCAACGCGCAGAGUGGAUGGUACGGCAACGAAAACGCGCUCCAGGCAGCUUCAGAACGAGGCCACGAGAUGAUAGUGAAGCUGCUGCUCGAAUCAGGUGCCGACGUCAGGGUGCGGGCGCAUUAACAGCACAAUUUUACUAUCAUAUAUUUAUUAUUCCCUCUAUUUCAUAGAGGGUCGGGGAUCAGAAUGAUUAUAUAACUUAGCCCGUGG